GUCAUGACGACACGUCCACGGGUAUAAGACAUACGGCGAGCGUGCUUGGGAAACACUACGCCUAUCGUCACAGCUACAACUCGUCCAGUCGCGGGUACGCUUUCAGUCAAACAAGCCACCAUGAAGUUUACGAUAGCAAUCCUCUUGCUUGGUGCCCUUCUUGGAACAGGAGCUGCCUGCAGCAUAGGAUCCUGCUCCCUGACCGGUACUCUUACAGGGACUGCCGGAUGCACGAACUACCAAACCUACAUCUCAUGUCUGUCCACCCAGUCCAGCAGCUGCACCAGCAGUGUCUCAGACGCAAUUUCUAAACCACUCAUCGACGCUGCCAUCACGUCCAACAACAUCUUGAGAGCCGCUUUGGGCUGCAGCGGUGCGAGCUUUACAUGCGUCUCCGGCAUUGCGCUCAUCCUGUCCGUCGUGGCAACGCUGGUGAAAACUCACUUUUAAAUCAGGGAUGCUGCUCUCAGGGAUGUUGCUCUCAGUCUUUUAUCGUCUUAUAUCGAAUACUUUUGUACCAGCUUUUUUCGCAUCCUGUGAUAUCACUGUCAGAAGAACUCAUGAAGGUGUUUGAUGUAUCAAGUUUAAUUGUUAGUACUAAAAGUGUUUCAGAAGUGAGUAGACUAAUUUUACGUGAGGUUGUGUGGGGUUCUGUUUUAUUUUACACUGUCUACAUACAAGGAGUCCCUGCGUAUCAUCUUCUUUGACUUGGCGGUGCGUAGCCCAGUGGUCAUAGUGUUCGCUCCUCACGACGUUUGACUUUUGUCUUGCAAAGUGUAUGAAGUUCAUUUGGGAUGCCCUUGUUGCUAUACUGCUGGAACAUCUGCUAUAAGGAUCGUAAACACAUGCUCAUGGGUUGUUUUUGUAAUGGUUUUUUCUCAUAAUAAAAAGAUUAUUUUACCAA
Molecule: messenger RNA, 904 nt
Organism: Haliotis rufescens (red abalone)
Lineage: Eukaryota; Metazoa; Mollusca; Gastropoda; Lepetellida; Haliotidae
Exons: 4
Coding region: 121-450 (109 amino acids)
Source: RefSeq, a predicted model, not a curated record